This is a messenger RNA of Chelmon rostratus (copperband butterflyfish), 1497 nucleotides long. RefSeq names its product cytochrome P450 2J4-like. The coding region runs from base 1 to 1497 and encodes 498 amino acids. Gene Ontology annotation, molecular function: heme binding; oxidoreductase activity, acting on paired donors, with incorporation or reduction of molecular oxygen, reduced flavin or flavoprotein as one donor, and incorporation of one atom of oxygen; iron ion binding. The transcript is spliced from 9 exons. The record is from RefSeq and is a predicted model, not a curated record. Lineage: Eukaryota; Metazoa; Chordata; Actinopteri; Chaetodontiformes; Chaetodontidae. Gene Ontology annotation, biological process: xenobiotic metabolic process. Gene Ontology annotation, cellular component: intracellular membrane-bounded organelle; cytoplasm.
AUGGAGACAUUAAGCAAUUUACUUGGCUUGGAGUGGAUGGAUGGCAAGAGUAUUUUGAUAUUUCUCUUUCUUUUUCUGUUGUUGACUGAUUUUUGGAAGAACAGGGUGCCGACAAACUUUCCUCCUGGACCCUGGUCUUUUCCUUUGAUUGGUGACCUUCCUCGCAUCAACCCCACCAAAGUCCACCUGCAGUUCAAGGAGUUUGCAGAGAAAUAUGGAAACAUUUUCAGCCUUCGUGUCUUUGGUGGAAGGAUUGUGGUCAUUAAUAGCUACAAGUUUGUGAGAGAGGCCUUGGUCCAAAAAGGAGAGAACUUCGUAGAUCGCCCCGUCAUACCAAUUGUGGCUGAAAUAUUUGGGAAUAGAGGUCUGGCGUUAUCCAAUGGCAAUUCAUGGAAGCAGCAGAGAAGAUUUGCUCUUCACACACUCAAAACCUUUGGUCUUGGAAAAAGGAGCCUGGAGCCAUACAUCCAGCAGGAGUGCCAAUAUCUCACUGAGGCUUUUGCCCUUCACCAAGGCAAACCUUUCCAAACCCUGUCUCUGAUAAACAGUGCUGUGUCAAAUGUCAUCAGCUGCCUGGUCUUUGGGGAACGCUUUGAGUACAGUGACAAGCAGUACCAGAGUAUUCUUCAAACCUUCAAUGAGAUGAUGGUCUUGCUGGGAAGUUUGUCAGUACAGCUUUAUAACACAUUCCCCUGGCUGAUAAAGUGGCUGCCUGGACCUCACCAAAGGAUGUUCCCUCUGACACAAAAGUUGAUGGACUUUGCAGAAAUCAAGAUAAAGGAACACAGAGAAAGCCUUGACCCCUCCUCACCCAGAGACUACAUCGACUGCUUCCUCACAGAGAUGGAAGAGAAGGAGGACAAAGAGUCUGGCUUUGAUAUCAAGAAUUUGUGUUUUUGCACUAUGGACCUGUUUGGUGCUGGAACUGAAACUACAACCACAACUUUACGAUGGGGGCUGUCAUACAUGAUCUACUAUCCCGACAUACAAGAGAGAGUCCAGGCUGAGAUAGAUGCUGUCAUUGGUUCGUCCAGGCAGCCCUCUCUGGCUGACAGAGAAAACAUGCCCUAUUGUAAUGCUGUCAUCCAUGAAAUCCAGAGAAUGGGCAACAUUCUUCCCCUUAAUAUGGUCCGCAUGGCAAUCAAGGACACUGUGAUCAACAACUUCACAAUCCCAAAGGGCACCAUGAUCAUGCCCACACUGGACUCGGUUCUUCAUGAUGAGUCGAUGUGGGAAACUCCACACUCCUUCAACCCUCAUCAUUUUCUGGACCAGAACGGGAAAUUUAGGAAGAGAGAGGCCUUCAUUCCAUUUUCAGCAGGGAAACGCAUGUGUCUCGGGGAGCAGCUGGCCAAGAUGGAGUUAUUCCUCUUCUUUACCUCCCUCCUUCAGAGGUUUUCUUUCUCUGCAGCUCCUGGAGAGCAGCCCUCUCUGGAGUACGAGUUACGAAGUAGUCGCACGCCCAAACCUUGCUGCCUCUGUGCCGUACCGCGAUAA